UUUUUGUGGUUAUUAUGCUUAGGUAAGUUACAAUGCUUUAUAGGAAAAUACCAGAAUAACUGUGAUCUCUGCCUUCUUUCCCAGAUGGCUCUCUAUGCUCUCUGGCUUUCUUUCACAUUAGAAACUAAAGACUUGAGCAAAGGAACUAAAGGAAAAAGGAAAGGGUCAGCAAAGGCCAAGGAUCAACGCUUGAGGCUUCAGAAUUCCUCACCUGACCCACUGCUGAGAGUAAAUCCAGGGACCUCCACAGACUAUACCCUCGUGGAGGACUAUGAGCGAAGCAUCCAUGAGAUGGUUACCCUGCUGAAAAACAGCUCUGAGCCCAUGGACAGCAAGUGCCAAGUCAACCUGAGACUCUGGAUGUCCAACAAGAGGAGUUUGUCUCCUUGGGCCUACAGGAUAAAUCAUGAUGCAACACGAAUACCAGUUGACAUUCCGGAGGCACACUGCUUGUGUGCAGGAUGCAUCAAUCCUUUCACCAUGCAGGAAGACCGCACCAUGGUGAGCAUUCCCAUCUACAGCAAAAUACCAGUGCAUCGUCUGCUAUGUGAACCAAGCAAGUCUCACAAGAAGAAGAAAAAGUGCCACAAAGAGCACAAGAUGGUCAUGGAAAUCAUUGCUGUGGGCUGUACUUGCAUCUUCUGA
This is a messenger RNA of Anolis sagrei ordinatus, 645 nucleotides long. RefSeq names its product interleukin 17B (gene IL17B). NCBI's taxonomy places the organism in Eukaryota, Metazoa, Chordata, Lepidosauria, Squamata, Anolidae. The record is from RefSeq and is a predicted model, not a curated record. Gene Ontology annotation, cellular component: extracellular region. Gene Ontology annotation, biological process: inflammatory response. Gene Ontology annotation, molecular function: cytokine activity.